Molecule: messenger RNA, 3107 nt
Organism: Danio rerio (zebrafish)
Lineage: Eukaryota; Metazoa; Chordata; Actinopteri; Cypriniformes; Danionidae
Source: RefSeq, a predicted model, not a curated record
CAGCAAUGGGAGUGUCGGGUGACGCCGGAGCUUCGCUCACCGAAACGGUAGGCUUAAAGAGACAACAGCGAAGCCGGGCUAGUCUUUAGUGGAGAAUUAAAUCACUUUACAUAGCCUAAAUAAAGGACCAUGUCGUGGCACACUACAUAAGGGACUCACACGCAGGGAACGAGAGGACGUCAGGCUAUACUUCUGGAUCUGGAACCUGCUCAAGCUGCUGGUUCUGUCCACGUCUGCACACAGCAGUGUUAGAUAAUGAAGAAUGUUCACCGUAUUACCCAGGACUGACUUCAAGGAAACCAUGAGGAGCACAAGGGGACGUUCACUUGUUGGGUUCCACUAGCAGGAAUUGUGUAUGUCAGUGUUGAGGAGUCUGUGUGGGUGGAUGUGUGUGCGCGUGCGUGUGCGUCUGUAUGUGUGCGUAUGCUAGCAUCACCUGCCUGCUUCAGGCAAUGACAUGCUACUCUGAGGACUACUGUACAGUAAAGGAUUCCCAUCCACCCAAGGAUUAAUGCAGGGUCGACACUUUCGGUGAUACCCACCGCAUCUGCAGAAGACAUCGCUUCCUGCUCCGCAGAAAUCACCGUUAUAUAGAUACUUUGAAAUCUCUUCACCUGUUGUCUUCUGGCUAUCGUCCCCACACAUUCCCUUGGGGUUGUUUUGAAACUUCUCUGUUUUGCAUGGCAGGGGAGUAACCGUGGAGAGGCCAGGGUAUCACAAGCUUAUGGAUUUUGAGAAGCGAGGUGGGAAGGGAGAGACAGAGGAAGUAAAAAAAAUGUCGAAACCAACCGGUAGUAGGACUGGGGGCCGGGGAACAGGGAACUCUGGGGUCCUCAUGGUCGGCCCCAACUUCAGGGUUGGGAAGAAAAUCGGCUGUGGAAACUUCGGUGAACUGCGGCUGGGAAAAAACCUUUAUACAAAUGAAUAUGUGGCCAUCAAACUGGAGCCAAUCAAAUCAAGAGCGCCUCAACUCCAUUUGGAGUAUAGAUUUUAUAAACAGCUGGGAAAUUCAGAGGGAGUUCCUCAGGUCUUCUACUUCGGGCCUUGCGGGAAGUACAACGCUAUGGUUCUGGAGCUGCUCGGGCCCAGUCUAGAGGACCUGUUUGACCUCUGCGACCGCACUUUCUCCCUCAAGACCGUCCUAAUGAUAGCUAUUCAACUGAUAACACGGAUGGAGUUUGUUCACACACGAAGCUUGAUAUAUCGAGACGUCAAGCCAGAGAAUUUUUUAAUGGGGCGGCCGGGGUCCAAGAGGCAGCACACCAUUCAUAUCAUCGACUUCGGGCUUGCCAAAGAAUACAUAGACCCCGAGACCAAAAAACACAUCCCAUACCGAGAGCAUAAGAGCCUUACUGGCACUGCCCGGUAUAUGAGUAUCAACACACAUUUGGGAAAAGAACAAAGCAGAAGGGACGACCUAGAAGCACUGGGCCAUAUGUUUAUGUACUUCCUGAGAGGCAGUUUGCCCUGGCAGGGCUUGAAGGCGGACACAUUGAAAGAACGCUACCAGAAAAUUGGUGACACCAAGCGAGCCACACCGAUAGAAGUGCUAUGUGAAAGUUUCCCAGAGGAGAUGGCCACUUAUCUGAGAUAUGUUCGACGACUGGACUUCUUUGAGAGACCGGAUUACGAAUACUUAAGGAAGCUCUUCACAGACCUCUUCGACAGGAAUGGUUUUGUCUUCGAUUUCGAGUACGACUGGGUCGGCAAGCCUCUCCCUACACCUAUAGGCCCAAUCCCCACAGACACACCCCAGCCUAGCAGAGACAAAGCACAACCGCAGACUAAAAACCAGUCACCCGAGCCCAAACGAAGCGAGUCUCAGCCCACUCCGGUGACCAAUAGGGAGACUCUGGGGUCUCAGGUGACGGCCGAGAGGCUCGGGGGCUCCGUUCAGGUCAUGAGCUCCACAAACGGAGAGCUGAACACAGAUGACCCGACUGCAGGACACUCCAACGCCCCCAUCACUGCACCUGCUGAGGUAGAGGUGGCAGACGACACAAAGUGCUGUUGUUUUUUUAAGCGGAGAAAGAGGAAAGCUCUUCAGAGGCACAAGUGAAGCGCUCGUGGAAAAGAACUUGAAACAUUCUGGUCACUGUUAAGUUUAAAAUGCAAGCAAAUACACAAAUCUCUCUCUCUUUCUGUCUUUCUCUAUAUCUCUCUCUCUCUCUCUUUUCCCAUCACACUUUCUUUCAUAGAUGCUUCACCACUUAUUGGAGUGCAAAGGAAUGUUGUUGACUGUCCAACAGACUCUGGUUCCUUCCUUAAAAAAAAAAAAAAGAAGAAAUGAAGAUACAUAAGAUGUGUAAAAAUCAAAUCACACAUAAACGCUCAAAAAGAAUGAGAUGAUACAAGAGUGAUUAAUGAUACAAGACCACAGUGGUGUGAACUGAAAAAAGAGGCUGUUUGAAACAGCUGAUAUGUUUCUAGAUUCCAUGCAGAGUGUUUAUUGUUCAUUGAUCAGGGGACAAAAUAUCAGUGAGCGGAUGAUUUAAGUUUUCUUAGAAAUAGUUCUUAUUUGUGGCAAAAAACAUGAGGGCAGGAGUCGCCUCUGCACUGGGAAAGAGUCACCAAAUUACAAAAUAACAGGACGCAUUUCAUCUCAACCAGACUCUGGAGUCUUUUUUUUCCCCCCACUGUAAUUAUUAUAAUUUUUUUUAAUGAUUUACAGGAAUCCUUCAGUUGUAAAGCAGUUGUAGUGUCCUGGAAAUGCUUUAUUUCUGUCCUUUAUUUUUGUCUUGUUUUUUUUCUUCAUAUAAAUUCUUCCAUUUUUUUUUUUCUUCUGUCAUUGUGGACUCUGUAGCACAGUUACUGGCCUCAGGUACUGUGGGGGACGGAGAUACAAAUGGAUAUUAUUCUCUUGUCAUUGUUGUUAUUGCACUUUUGGAAAAAAAAAGAAGACAACAACCGUGGGCUUGAAUUAAAAUGAUGAGAUAAAUGUCAGACUAUAUGAACUGAUGUGGGAGAGCUCCCGCAACAGGGCUGAUAUCUGUUCAAGGACCGUUAAAAAAAAGAAGAAAUGUACUUCAGUUUUAUUUCUCACAUCAAAAUUUAUUUACCAGGAAAUCAUAGUUUGUGCCUUUCCAAGUAAAAUGUUUAAAAUUUAA